Molecule: messenger RNA, 1230 nt
Organism: Penicillium maclennaniae
Lineage: Eukaryota; Fungi; Ascomycota; Eurotiomycetes; Eurotiales; Aspergillaceae
Exons: 4
Molecular function (GO): O-methyltransferase activity
Source: RefSeq, a predicted model, not a curated record
CCAACGUUCGAGAAAUCAAGCCAACAAUGCCCUGGCGUACUGGGGUUCCAACUCUUCGAAUCACCCUAUGAACGCGCCUGGGGCUUUUGCUUUGAGCAUCCUGCUGUUUUCGCGGCUCUGCAGACAUGCAUUGAUGUAGGGCUGUGGAAAGCAUGGACUGGAAUUGGAGGUGGUGAGAAAACCAUCGACCAACUCGCAAAGAUGAGCACUCCUACUGUUGCGACCAAUCUACUACGUCGCCUGUUCCGCCUCUUGGCGGCUUUCAAUGUUGUUGAAGAGACAGGCGAGGACAAGUUCAAGCCGACGCCUUUCUCCUAUGCUAUUGGCGACGAAAAGACAAAAGUACGCGCCUCACUUCAAGCAGCAACUAAUCAGUACAUUUCUGCUGGUCACAAUUUGCCGGCCUACCUCGCCAAGAUCUCAUAUCAAGAACCUACCGACGGGAAUCAGAACAACCAUACCGACAGUGACCCAGAUGGUCUCACUUUCUUUGGGAGGCUUCAAAAGAGUCCCGCUUCUUUCGAAGCUUUUACUGGCCAUAUGGAGGCUUGGACAACAUGGAAGACCCCUUGGACCAAGGUCUAUGAUACGACCAAGCUGUUGGAGAACGCUGAUCUGAGUAACGGCUCUCCCUUUGUGGUUGAUGUUGGUGGAAAAACUGGUAUCUAUAUCACGCAUGUUCUCAACAAGCACCCUGAACUUCCCGCUGGAUCACUUAUCUUACAAGACCUUCCCGAGAUCAUUGCCAACGCUCAGGUCGAUAAGAAGAUAUCCGCGCGUAUACGAACCUUUGCUAAUAGGAAUAUCACAGGCAGCCGAGCGUAUUUCAUGCACGCCGUCCUCCAUGACUGGCCAGAUGAGAAGGCCAAAAAACUGCUAGAAAAUACCAGAGCUGCAAUGGUGAAGGGUUACUCCAAGCUGUUUGUCUAUGAUAUAGUCCUUUCGCCAACGGGAGCGAGUAUCAGCCAAACCACGAUGGACGUGAACAUGAUGUUGGUGCUGUCGGCUUCGGAGCGUACUCAGGAGAUGUGGACAAGUCUUUUAAACAAUGCAGGCUUCAAAAUUGUCAAUUUCUGGCCUGAUCCUCAGCAAUAUGAGAUGAUCAUUGAGGCGGAGAUUGAUGAUGAUGAUGAUAAUGGUGCAUUCAAUUUUCACCCUCAUGGCUACUCUGACGGCUACUCUAACGGUCGCAGCAACAGCCAAACCAACGGCAAAUUUUGUGGUCGCUGA